AUGCUAAUUAAAAUUGCUGUUACCAUCGGCUCCUCUGCAUUCAGAGGCAAGCCAUUGGACCCCAGUCUGCGACAUCAGCAGCAUCUUCAAUGCACUCUGUUGUGGCUGGGCACUCUUUGUGCUAAUGCACACGACUUUACCAGUCCCGGUCAGGUAACGCGCUACCCUUACCCGGUCAGGGUAACGCGCUACCCUUACCCGGUCAGGGUAACGCGCUACCCUUACCCGGUCAGGGUAACGCGCUACCCUUACCCGGUCAGGGUAACGCGCUACCCUUACCCGGUCAGGGUAACGCGCUACCCUUACCCGGUCAGGGUAACGCGCUACCCUUACCCGGUCAGGGUAACGCGCUACCCUUACCCGGUCAGGGUAACGCGCUACCCUUACCCGGUCAGGGUAACGCGCUACCCUUACCCGGUCAGGGUAACGCGCUACCCUUACCCGGUCAGGGUAACGCGCUACCCUUACCCGGUCAGGGUAACGCGCUACCCUUACCCGGUCAGGGUAACGCGCUACCCUUACCCGGUCAGGGUAACGCGCUACCCUUACCCGGUCAGGGUAACGCGCUACCCUUACCCGGUCAGGGUAACGCGCUACCCUUACCCGGUCAGGGUAACGCGCUACCCUUACCCGGUCAGGGUAACGCGCUACCCUUACCCGGUCAGGGUAACGCGCUACCCUUACCCGGUCAGGGUAACGCGCUACCCUUACCCGGUCAGGGUAACGCGCUACCCUUACCCGGUCAGGGUAACGCGCUACCCUUACCCGGUCAGGGUAACGCGCUACCCUUACCCGGUCAGGGUAACGCGCUACCCUUACCCGGUCAGGGUAACGCGCUACCCUUACCCGGUCAGGGUAACGCGCUACCCUUACCCGGUCAGGGUAACGCGCUACCCUUACCCGGUCAGGGUAACGCGCUACCCUUACCCGGUCAGGGUAACGCGCUACCCUUACCCGGUCAGGGUAACGCGCUACCCUUACCCGGUCAGGGUAACGCGCUACCCUUACCCGGUCAGGGUAACGCGCUACCCUUACCCGGUCAGGGUAACGCGCUACCCUUACCCGGUCAGGGUAACGCGCUACCCUUACCCGGUCAGGGUAACGCGCUACCCUUACCCGGUCAGGGUAACGCGCUACCCUUACCCGGUCAGGGUAACGCGCUACCCUUACCCGGUCAGGGUAACGCGCUACCCUUACCCGGUCAGGGUAACGCGCUACCCUUACCCGGUCAGGGUAACGCGCUACCCUUACCCGGUCAGGGUAACGCGCUACCCUUACCCGGUCAGGGUAACGCGCUACCCUUACCCGGUCAGGGUAACGCGCUACCCUUACCCGGUCAGGGUAACGCGCUACCCUUACCCGGUCAGGGUAACGCGCUACCCUUACCCGGUCAGGGUAACGCGCUACCCUUACCCGGUCAGGGUAACGCGCUACCCUUACCCGGUCAGGGUAACGCGCUACCCUUACCCGGUCAGGGUAACGCGCUACCCUUACCCGGUCAGGGUAACGCGCUACCCUUACCCGGUCAGGUAA
Messenger RNA from Hypanus sabinus (Atlantic stingray), 1533 nucleotides. RefSeq lists its product as uncharacterized. The transcript is spliced from 2 exons. Bases 1 to 1533 code for a protein of 510 amino acids. The record is from RefSeq and is a predicted model, not a curated record. Lineage: Eukaryota; Metazoa; Chordata; Chondrichthyes; Myliobatiformes; Dasyatidae.